UGUGAUUUGAAUUAUUGAGAGAAAUUUGAGAGAUUUCAAAAUUGAUUCAUUAGUAUUUAAGAGAUACAAUCUCCCCAAACAGUCCUCCACAAAAUCAUCAACUUCUACCAGUGUGGUUGAUAAUAUGGCACCGACUUAAUGACCACAGGUGUUUUCAGUUUGGGCAAUUUUGAACAGCCAAUCAGGAGAAACCACGGCUACCAUGUGGGUAUAAAAGCUGCAGGUGAGAAACCACUGUCAGUAUUUCACUUGCAUCAUACUGCUGCUGCUCAACGAGAGACAAACAUGGCGUCUGCGGGUCUUCAGAUCUUUGGCAUCUUCCUGGCAACCAUUGGCUUUUUGGGAGACAUCAUCAUCUGCGCCCUGCCGAUGUGGAAGGUGUCUGCUUUCAUUGGGAACAACAUAGUGACGGCGCAGGUCUUCUGGGAGGGUCUGUGGAUGAACUGUGUGAAGCAGAGCACUGGCCAGAUGCAGUGCAAGGUCUACGACUCCAUGCUGGCUCUGCCCCAAGACCUGCAGGCGGCCCGGGCCCUCGUCGUCAUCUCCAUCCUGGUCGCCUUCAUGGGAAUCCUGCUCGCCGUCGCAGGGGGAAAGUGCACCAACUGCAUUGAAGAUGAGGUGGCCAAGAGCAAAGUAGCCAUUGUUGCAGGAGUGUUCUUCAUCAUCGGUGGCAUCAUGUGCUUGAUCCCUGUGUCUUGGUCUGCGCACGAGGUCAUCAGGAGCUUCUACAAUCCCAUUGUGAUCGACGCACAGAGGAGGGAGCUGGGAGCGUCACUGUUCAUCGGCUGGGGAUCAGCAGGACUCCUGUUCAUUGGAGGUGCACUUCUGUGCUGUCAGUGUCAGCAGCGUAAAGAUAGCAGAUACUCUGCCAAAUACUCUGCCCCACGCUCAGCAGCGAGUGGAGGAGCCUACGUUUAAAAUGCCUGCAAGUACUUCUACAGUCUGCAUGUUUCUUACUGCAGGAAACUGGAUUGAACUUUCCAUGUCAUGUUUUAACUUUUGUUUUACUGAUUUUAAUAAAUCAAAUUUUUUUU
Molecule: messenger RNA, 1034 nt
Organism: Seriola aureovittata
Lineage: Eukaryota; Metazoa; Chordata; Actinopteri; Carangiformes; Carangidae
Product: claudin-like protein ZF-A89
Exons: 1
Coding region: 139-918 (259 amino acids)
Biological process (GO): bicellular tight junction assembly; cell adhesion
Cellular component (GO): plasma membrane; bicellular tight junction
Molecular function (GO): structural molecule activity
Source: RefSeq, a predicted model, not a curated record